UUUUUUAUUAUUUUUAAAAAAUAAUACAAACUACUAAUAAAAUUUUAUAUUUUAUAUAUUCCCAACUCGAAGCCCUCUACUAUGUCUGGUAACUAUGCCAAGAGAGGCCGUGGAAGUCAUAACCCUAACAGUAGGAAAGCUUCCCGUCAAGAACGAAAAAAUAAUAAUAACUCCGAUAACUCAAGCUCCGAUGGUGAAAACACUGUCCAGCAGAAACGUAAUCGUACGAUUACCGAAAAUUCUAUGGAAGAAGACUACGUUGCCGAUGACCAGACGGCUGACGUUGGAGUAGAUGGAUUUUCCUCUUCUCCUCAACAAAAUAUCUCUGGCGAAAAUACUUUGACCUCCUCCCCGAAAAAAUCUGCUGCGCCAACUGCGCCCAGUCACGUCACGUCUUCUGGAAAUGUGGACGCGUCCAUGCAUGCACCUUUAAACAAAGACUUGCAACAACCCCCUAACGCGUCGCCCAAUUUGGAUACCAAUGGUGCUCCAGAUGACGAUCAUACUACAGAUCCAGUGGUGACCCUCGCCAUAACCAGAGAAGAUUUUCAGGCUGCGGCUGCACCGAAUGCUGCCCCUGAAUCUCUUAAGAAAUUCCCUACCAACAAAGCCCUUAUUGAGGCUGUUAAUAAACUUUUUUUAGAAACUUACGAGUCGUUUACUGGAAAAGCACGUAUGACUGGAUCUGGUGAAGCCAAACGCCUCGUUAUCCACUUCCAUACAGCUGAAGCACGCGAUAUGUGCGUUGGUUCCACCCAUCCUGAGUUCACUAACUUAAUCUUUCAUGCACAUGACCCUCGCCAACUCCGAUCCAAUGAAGAUCUCCGGGCUAUCCAAGUUACAGAUAUCCCUUUCUUCAUUAAAAAAGACAACCUCAUGGCUUAUUUUAAGAAAUUUGGUAAUAUCACCUCUUGCCGCCUUUUCUCCAGGCCUAAUACCAAAGUUCAGCAAGCCCGCAUUGUUUAUGAUCACGCCGAUUCUAUUGCU
Rhizophagus irregularis DAOM 181602=DAOM 197198 is the source of this 987-nucleotide messenger RNA. The record is from RefSeq and is a predicted model, not a curated record. Lineage: Eukaryota; Fungi; Glomeromycota; Glomeromycetes; Glomerales; Glomeraceae.